GAUGUCAGUUGAUGUCAGUCAGUCUCUGUUUUUAGUAGGUUUUUGCGUGUUUGCUUGCGUUUUCAUCAUUUUCGUAAAUAAUAGUGAUAAAUUUGAGCUAAUUGUGACAAAAAUUAAACCAUAAUGACUUCUACUGUGUCGGAUGAUAGAAAUGAAGAGCGUCGCCGCAGGGUUCUGUUGGGGCCACUGCCCACCGGUUUCCUGCGGACAGACGGGGCCACUGACACCGUGGACGCAGACUACCAGGCUGCUCUGGCGUUGCAGCAACAACUAUGUGGCUCUACGGUACCUCCUCCAGGUCCCCCGCUGACAGCAAGACUGAGCAUCACAAUAGCACAAGCGAAACUGGUCAAAAAUUAUGGCCUAACUCGAAUGGACCCGUACGUGCGCCUGCGCGUCGGCCACUGCAUCUACGAGACCCACACGGAUCCCAGCGGCGGGAAAACGCCCAGGUGGAACAAAGUCAUACAUUGUUUAUUACCUCCCGGCGUGAACUCAAUAUAUCUGGAGAUAUUUGACGAGUGCUCCUUCACCAUGGAUGAACUGAUAGCCUGGGCCCACAUCACCAUACCACCGGCUGUGUUGAACGGAGAAACUCAUGAAGACUGGUACCCACUGAACGGAAAACAAGGAGACGGUAUGGAGGGGAUGAUUAACCUUGUACUUAGCUAUUCGGUGGGCCCCGCGGCCGUGGCGACGUUCCAGCCGAUGCUGGUGGUGCCCAGCACGGGCAUGGGGUACGCCGCGAUGCCCGUGUACCCCGCGCACGCGCCCCAGCAGUACCCCCAACAGCCCCAACAGUACGCCCAACAGGCCCAACAGAACGCGCAACAACCGCCUCAGCCGCAGCCCAUCACGGAGGAGCAGUUGCAACAGAUCCAAGAAAUGUUCCCGAGCAUGGAGAAAGAAGUUAUCAAGUCAGUGUUGGAGGCGAACGGUGGUAACAAAGACGCCGCCAUCAAUUCGCUGCUACAAAUGUCGGAAUAAAGAGUAAUUUUCAUUAAAUUUUACAGUAUUGCCACUUCUUUAAGUUACACCUAUCGGUCUUUUCAGACUGUUGGCUCUGUUCACCCCGCAAGGGAUAUAGAUGUGAUUAUAUGUAUGUACGUAUAAGUUAUACCGAUGUAUCUUAGCAGAAGUCCAAUUUUUUUAUAACACUAUAUUCCAACUGAACUCUCCGGCAUUACGAGCGAGAUAGCACGAGACAUUUUGUUUUUGGACUUUGAAGCUUAAUGUGCUUGAAAUAAGGUCGUUUUUAUAUUGAGUUUUCAUUCGGUUUGAUUUGAAGGUAGGUUUCGCUAUUAUGCGCCGCACGAAGCGACUUUUAAAAGUGGUUGUACUGUACUUUUUAUACUUUGGCUUACUUUACUUCUGGUUCUAUAUACAAUACAAUGACCAUUUAUUGCACGCCAAUAAAUUACAGCAAAUUCACAAUCAUGUAUUAAAAACAUAGUAGCAAAAGGCGACCUUAUCAUUAAAAGCUAUACAUACAUAUAGUCUUUUACUUUAACCCGUGGCGCGUCCAAUUCCUGACUUGGAAACUUAUGAUUUCGUAGAGUUAGUAUUUGAGUCAGGGUUUGGGACGCGCCAUUGGUACUGAAUAAUAAAGGUGAAGUGACUUGAUAGACAAGUAAGUUCUUUUUUUAAUUCAAAAUCUUUUUUUUUAUCCAUUAUUAUGGAGCAUUUCGAACGUAACUUAAUAACUUACAGAAUUUUAUUGAAAACUAAAUACAAAAUAAAAUUUAAUGACAGAUUUCAUUAUUAUUUCUAUGUAAAAUUCCUUUUACAUUGACAUUUCAAGUAAUGACUGUACCUAAAGAAAUGGAACAGGACUAUAUGUACAUAAUAACAUCACGUCUGAUUCCCACAGGGGCAGGCAGAGACCAUUAAUUUCUACUUGACACUGCUGGUAGGUAAAUUAUACUCGCAGAAAUAUCGCAAGAAACAAUAGUUUAUUAGUACAAAAACUAUUUUAAUCACUGCAGUUUUCAGAUAAAUAAAAAUUAAUUCUAACAUUAUAACAAUAAGGUCGAGUAUUGUUUGGUCUACCAGCAGUCAGGAUAGACAACGCUUGAUAGCCUUAUUCUUGUCCAAAAAUAUGCUUGAAUGAAGAUAAUAUCUAAUAUUAGUAGAUAAAUUAAUAGUUUACACCACAGCCCUGUACAUUUAUGUACUCCACUGUACUAAUGUACAUUUUUAUGUAAAUUUGAGCGUACAGGGGUGUCUUAAAGACGUUGCCGAUGUCACACCCAUAUAAUAAUAGUCUUAAUUUUUCACAAAAAAAAAUUACUUGUUCAUUAAGGUUACUAUACUACAUACCGCUUCCAAAGCGUAGAAGCGGCGAUACGAACUACACUAGUAAGAAAUUGAAAUUUAAGCCUUAUAGUCGAGUCUUUAAGGAAGAAUUUUCAAUGGAUACAUAGUUUAUCACACCUAUCAAACAUUCCGUUGAAAUAAAAAGAUAUAGAUAAAAUACGAUGAUUUCAUAACUCAAAAUUUAUAGCUUACUAUUUCAUAUAACUUUAUAGUUGAGAUGCGAUAAUAGCAAAAUAAGUAGUAUGUAACAUGUAAGUUUUAAGACACAUUUUGCUGUAACAAGUAUUAAUUGAUAAUUGCUUUAUGUCCGACGCAAGAAUUUUAUUAUUCAUACAUAUUUUGUAUUAUAGACAUAAGAAAAUUUGACUUGGUGAAUACAAUAAACCAAAUAAUACAGGAUUUUUUUAAAAUCAUUGGCCAUACUGGAUCGCAACUGGCUUGAAUGAAACUGUCAGUCAAUUAAAAUUGGACAAUUAGCGAAUUCAGUAUGAAAAUUUGUAAUUUUAUUUGCUAUUUGCAAAGUUAUCACUUUUAUUUAUCACGCCAAGUCGAAUUUCUUCCGUAGUGUUGCACACGAAGUAUAGAAAUCAAGUAUAUAUUUAUAAUAGAAAAAUACUUAAUUUUAUUUUAUUGUCAGAUGAAUGUCUACAUAAUUUAUUUUGAAACUUAUUAAAAUUGUAAAUAAAAUCAACUUACUGAAUUUAGUAAUUAAAAUACUCUGAUUUUUCACUUAUUUUUCGUUUGCUCAAAACUUUUUUUCUUUUAUCUUAUUGGCAACACUGAAUGUAUGUUUAAUUAUACCGUUGUUAUUCCAUUAAGUGAUAUUACAUUAUAGGCUCCGUAGAGGAAUUGUUAUUGCAUAGAUUUUAUAUUGCAUUUACGUGGUAAGAAUUGCCUGAUUUUUACGUAACACGUCACGCUUAGAUGCAAAUUUUUAAUGGUGCAUAAAAUUUUGAUGUAUUAUUUCCCUUGUCAGAGAGUUCUACAAAUAAAUACCACAAGAAAAGGUAAAAUCAUAUCGAACACUCGCCAAUGUACAACCGCAUAUCAAGUAACCCUACAUGGAAUUAUAUGGAGCUGUAAUAGAGGGCGAAUUUGCAGUAGAUUGCGGUAGGUUGAUAUGCUGUUUAUUGUACUACUAGAUACGCCAUAAACGUACUAUGAACUUAGGUGUCCGAAACUAACAAAUUUGCCAGUACAGUCAAAUAUGCAUCUUAAAGUAUAAACACUAAAGCAGACACUGAGUAGUUUUAGAUUAAAUGAUUAUGUGCUUUAUUGAAAUACUUUAAGAUCCGUUUUAGAAAGGUCAAAAUAUUUAAAUUGGCAUCUCUCCUCUGUAAAAUCUUAUCUAAUAGUUGAUUGAAGGGAAUGUAUAUUAAUUAUGCACUCUAUGGAUGAUUUUAACUCUAUGGUCAGACUAUUUUUACCACUGGGUACCUACCAGCCGAAUGGUGUGGCCUUCCCUGUGGUAUUAAAAACAUUUGGCACUUAGACCAUAUGCUAGCAUUAGAUUUUAACAUUUUACUAACAUGACCAUACUCCUGAAUUGGGAGGUCAGGUUUUGUUAACCGCCUUCAAAAAAAAAAGAUGGUUCUCAGUUGGUUAGUCCUGUAUGUAGAUAUGUUUGUCCGCGAUUAUUUCGCGUUUCGCCUAAGUAACCAAUUUUGAUGCGGUUUUCAGGUAAGUGUUUGUUACACUUAGGAGGUUUUAGACAUUAACCGACUUCACAAAAGAAGGAUAUUAUUGAUGACGGUUCUCAUUUAAAAAAAGAUAUUCACUAAAGAUAACGCAUAACGGUUUACGCUUUGUGGUAGUAAAAAACUCGUUGGCAUAUCACUUUUAUUUAAUAAAAUUGCCAGUCACGCCCAAAUUUUCAAACGCCUCAAAUAUCAUGUCCCUUUGUCUGUUAAGAGAAAUAGCACACGCUUUUUUUAAAUAUUUUUAAGGCAAAUAACAUUAAACUUAUAAUGCGGUUUCAAAGUUAUAAUUUAAGCAAUUUUAAAUAUAUAAAGGAUUAUAUAAUUUGUUUGUACAUUAGAAAAUGCGAUGGAAAGAAAUAUACAAUUAUGUUAAACAGCUUAUCGGCUAAAUUUUGUGCCAAAUUAUUUGCCAUCGAUACGAUAUUCGCUUUUAUUAUUAUUGUUGUAUUUAUUUGUAAUUUUACAAAUGUAUAAAAUAAAUUAUUAUCUACUUAAA
Molecule: messenger RNA, 4512 nt
Organism: Amyelois transitella
Lineage: Eukaryota; Metazoa; Arthropoda; Insecta; Lepidoptera; Pyralidae
Product: toll-interacting protein
Exons: 8
Coding region: 124-987 (287 amino acids)
Biological process (GO): ubiquitin-dependent protein catabolic process
Cellular component (GO): cytoplasm
Molecular function (GO): ubiquitin binding; ubiquitin conjugating enzyme binding
Source: RefSeq, a predicted model, not a curated record